UUCCUACCAAAGGUCAAGGAUCAAGGGAAAUUCACUCUCCCUUGCACACUUGGGCAUCUUGAGAUUGACAAUGCCUUAGUGGAUUCUGGAGCAAGCAUCAAUCUGAUCUCUCUCUCCAUGGCAGAGAAGCUAGGCAUUGCUGGAGCCUUGCAGCGCCCUACUACUUCAAUCAUGUUUGGAGAUGCAACUUCUAAGUCUCCUCUUGGAGUGUUCAAGAACUAUCACUUGAAAAUUGGAGAAUGCAUCAUCCAAACUGAUCUCACUGUGAUGGAAAUGGAAGAAGAGAAGGAUUUGCCUCUGUUAUUGGGAACCCCUUUCCUUAGUACAGUUGGCGCUUCAAUAGACUUUCACAAGCAAGAAGUGAUCCUUCACAAGGUGAAUAGUUUGGUGUCAUAUCGCUUGCAGCCUAGAGGUUCAGACUUUUGUGCCACAAUUGACAGUACCACUCUCAGUUCUAAGAGUCAUGGAGCUACAAAGGUUGUGAAGGAAAGGGUUGACAAGGAACCAAGAGUUGGGAAGGAUAAGGAUGAGAGAGGACCAAGGAUUGAGAAGCCACGUCUUGAGAGGGCUAGAGUUGAGAAACCACGUUCUGAUAGGCCAAGAGCUGAUAGACUUGUUCAAGCCCCUUGUGUGCUUGAUGAAGAGAGCCUUCAAGCUUUGUUUGAUGAGCCACUAGGAAGGGCUCUAAAAGAAGGGGAGGAUGUAGCCUCUAAGGCAAGACCAGGGAUAAAAGAAAGGAUCCACCAGCUCAGGCCCCUUCAUCAAGCCAUCUCAGCUCACAAUGACUUUGUUCCCCACCAAGUUUGA
Molecule: messenger RNA, 807 nt
Organism: Microthlaspi erraticum
Lineage: Eukaryota; Viridiplantae; Streptophyta; Magnoliopsida; Brassicales; Brassicaceae
Source: the annotation of a GenBank genome assembly